Molecule: messenger RNA, 1629 nt
Organism: Culex pipiens pallens (northern house mosquito)
Lineage: Eukaryota; Metazoa; Arthropoda; Insecta; Diptera; Culicidae
Product: probable cytochrome P450 6a14
Exons: 2
Coding region: 44-1585 (513 amino acids)
Molecular function (GO): oxidoreductase activity, acting on paired donors, with incorporation or reduction of molecular oxygen; iron ion binding; heme binding
Source: RefSeq, a predicted model, not a curated record
GCUUCAGUGUGAAUCAGUGAGUGUGAGCGAACGUGACUUCAAAAUGGUUCUUCUGAGUCUAACGUUGACGGCAAUCGUUCUGGUAGCUACGCUAAUUUAUUUCUAUCUCAAGAAGCGACACCGGUUUUGGUCUGAUCGUCGUAUCCCUUGCGCUCCCGAUCCACACCUCUUCUACGGUCAUGUAAAGGGGACCAUCAGUGUUGCCCAUGGAUCGUACAUCCACCAAAAACUGUACAACUCGUUCAAACAGCGUAACUUCACCUUCGGUGGGUACAGUUUCUUCACGAUUCCCUCGAUCAUGGUAGUAGACCCGGAACUGGUCAAGACCGUCAUGGUGAGGGAUUUCAACGUGUUCCACGAUCGAGGCAUCUACAAUGACCCAAAAUCGGAUCCACUGUCCGGCCACUUGUUUCUACUGGAGGGUGCACCGUGGCGAGCUCUGAGGCAAAAGCUGACCCCGACGUUCACUUCCGGCAGGAUGAAGUCCAUGUUUGGAACGAUUCUAGAGGUGGCUGAGGAGUUCCGAAAAUUCAUGGUAGAGAAUCAUGACCGUGGCAUACGUGAGCUGGAGAUGAAGGAUGUGCUGGCGAGGUUCACCACGGAUGUGAUCGGGACGUGUGCGUUCGGUUUAGAGUGCAAUACACUUGAGAAUCCAGACUCGGACUUUUUAAAGUAUGGUAGCAAAGUGUUUGAGCAAACGCCGUUCCAGCUAGCCAAGUUUAUACUGGCGUCCAUGUUUAAGGAGCAGGCGAAAAAGCUAGGCGUAAAAUUGACCGAUGUUGGUGUGGAAAGCUUCUUUAUGGGUAUAACUCGAGAAACGGUUGAAUACCGAGAGAAGAACAACGUCCAGCGGAACGAUUUCAUGAACCUGCUGCUUCAGAUCAAAAACAAAGGUCGGCUGAUGGAUCAGGCGGACGAACCUGGAACGAUGGACAAGGUGGAACCUGGUCUGACGAUUGAAGAGCUAGCCGCGCAGUGUUUUGUUUUCUUCGUUGCCGGAUUUGAAACGUCGUCUACGACGAUGAACUUUUGCCUGUACGAGCUUGCCAUGAACCCGGAUAUUCAAGAACGAUUGAGGGAUGAUAUCGAAAAGGCAAUCGCAGCUAAUGAUGGACAUUUAACUUAUGAAGUUGUUAUGGGAAUGCAGUACUUGGACAAUGUGGUAAACGAAACACUCCGCAAGUAUCCCCCUGUUGAAAGUCUCAACCGGAUUCCUCUGACCGAUUACACAAUACCCGGAACCAAUCACGUCAUCCCAAGCCAAACGAUGUUCCUGAUUCCGGUGUAUGCGCUGCAUCACGAUCCGGAAAUCUACCCGGACCCGGAACGUUUCGAUCCGGAUCGGUUCCUGCCGGAAGUGGUCGCUACUCGCCACGCGUACAGUUACCUUCCGUUUGGAGAAGGUCCUCGAAUUUGCAUCGGACUGCGCUUCGGAGUUAUGCAAACCAAGAUUGGCCUGAUUACACUGCUGCGAAGUUUCCGAUUCAAGCCAACUGCGGCUACACCAAAUCCGCUGGUUUUUGAUCCGAAGUCGUUUGUGCUAUCUCCGAUAGGCGGUAAUCACCUUAGGGUUGAUAAGAUUUGAGUGUUUAUUUCUAUGCAAUUGAUAAGAUAAAGACACGUGAUUGA